UUCGGCGCAACGAACGAAUCAGUUGCUUCCAACUCGUCCACCAGCAAGGACGUUUCUCCAGAACUUUGCAAUUUGAGAGCUCUGUUUAGAGUACAGAUCUCUUUCUAUUUUUUGUCAAGUGUUGAAAUUGUGUAAUUCGAUCGUUUCGUGUCCCUUCGGGUAAUCGGGUUCUCGCUUCGUGUGUGGUGUGAAUCUUCAGAUUUUUUACCGUGUGUUUGGGAAGAUUGAUCGGAAAUCGGAUAUCAAGUGUCAACUGUUUUGUACCAAGUUUCACGGUUCAACGGGUACCGCAGCUGCAGAGGAAGUCGUCGGUGAAGCACUACAUCUGAUUGAUCUGUUCUCAGAGUGUGUGAUGGAUUAAACCGUGUGUUUUGUGAGAGAAUCAGUGCACAAUAAGAAGAAGCGCUAGAGGAAGUUCCGUUUCCGGUUGUUCAAACAGGAACGCAGUGUGUUGAAGCUACCAACUGCGGUACUAAUGAUAGCAGCAUCGGUUUGAAGUCAUCUAGCCAAACUGGAAGUGAACGGCGUACCGCCCAAAAAACUGACCAUGGUUCGCAGCUUGUCCCAGUGGACAAAGACGCUCAGCUUUCCGGCGCGCAUCUCACCGAACCGCAACUCCAAGGAUUGCAGCGUGAACGUGCUGCCCAUCACGCCGCCACCGGCUCCGCCGCGGAACAAACCGGCCACCUCGACGACGACGUGUUCGUCGUCCAACUCGUCGACGAUGUCGUCGCCGUCGCCACCACCGAACGUUCCAAUUACGGAAAUUAGUCAAAUUAUCUACCCGGACCCGGAAUCGGAGAAGGCCAUCAUGGGAUCGCUGGUGUUCUGCAUCCACCACAAACAGGGCUGCAAAUGGUCCGACGAGCUGCGCAAACUGAAGGCCCAUCUGAACACCUGCAAGCAUGAUGCGAUCCCGUGCCCGAACAAGUGUGGCUCGCAGAUUCCGCGCGUCAUGAUGACGGAUCAUCUGGCCUUCACCUGCAUUCUGCGCCGUGCCAUCUGCGAGUUUUGCAACGUCGAGUUCACCGGACUGGGGCUGGAGGAGCACGCCGGAACGUGCAGCUCGGAGCCGAUGUACUGCGAGUCCAAGUGCGGAGCGCGUGUCGUGCGCGGUCGCAUGUCCAUCCACCGUGCCAAAGACUGCUCCAAGAGGUUGCGCCGGUGUCCGCACUGCAGCCGGGAGUUCAGCGCCGAUACGCUGUCGGCUCACGGUGCCACUUGCCCGCGGAGUCCGGUUCCGUGCCCGCAGCGGUGUGACGCGGGUCCGAUGGCUCGGGCAGAUUUGGACUCCCACCUGCGGGAUGAGUGCAAGGCCCUGUCCGUCCCGUGCUCCUUCAAGGACGCCGGAUGCCGGUUCAAGGGACCGCGCCAUCUGCUGGAGGCUCACCUCGAGUCCAACACCUCGGCGCACCUCUCACUGAUGGUGGCGCUAUCUGGCCGUCAGGGUCAGCAAAUCACCAUGCUGAAGAACGCCAUGGCCAAGCUGAGCACCAACUACACCGGAACGCUGCUCUGGAAGAUCACCGACUGGUCCGCCAAGAUGGUCGAGGCCAAGAGCAAGGACGGCCUCGAGCUGGUCUCGCCGCCCUUCUACACUAGCCAGUAUGGCUACAAGCUGCAGGCCUCGAUGUUCCUCAACGGAAACGGCCCCGGCGAGUCCACCCACGUGUCCGUCUACAUCAAGGUCCUGCCCGGAGAGUACGACGCCCUGCUCAAGUGGCCCUUCUCGCACUCCGUCACCUUCACCCUCUUCGAGCAGGGCACCCUCGGCGGCCAGGGCGGCGUUGCCGAAUCCUUCGUUCCCGACCCCUCCUGGGAGAACUUCCAGCGGCCAUCCUCCGAACCGGACGCCCUCGGCUUCGGCUUCCCGCGGUUCGUCUCCCACGAGCUGCUCAACCGCCGACCCUUUGUCCGCGAAGACACCGUCUUCCUGCGCGUCAAAGUCGACCCCAGCAAGAUCGUCGCCGUCUAAACGCCUUGCACGCAACAUUGCAUACAAAGACUCAAAAAAACAAACAAAUCAACGAGAGAACAAUGAACUGCAUUUACGUUUACCAAUCGCCACCUGUACAUAUAGUGCGAACGGGCGAUGCUAGUAUUGUAGAAAAAACCUCCCCUUCCCCCUCCCCCCACCAACCUGUACAUAACAAACGGAAUCGAAGAGCGUUCCCGGCCAACCCGAUCCGGGAACCACUCUGACAGAAGUAAAGAGAAAAACACUGCGGCUUGCACCAAAACUCCUGUACACACGUCCAAGCGCUAACACGAAUCAGCUUGCGGAAAUCUCAUGUAAUUUUUAUGUUUAACAAUUUUUGUUUACUUUUUUUUAUUAAGUGUGCUCAGGAUCUUUUUUGUUCUUGGUCCCUCCGCGGGGGCAGAGCCCCUGCCCCUCGGUCCCAAUCAAAGACACUACCGCUGGAAUCAUGCCAAAGUUUGCUGUUUGGAUGGCUUUGCACAACUGAAUUUCCACCGAAGUUCAGGCAAAGCUCAUAUCAUAAACUCGAAAAACUGUCCCUCACCUUUUUCCAUUUACCUCAAAAAUGUUAUCUGUUUCUCCUCCCUACCUUUUCCCCUCUUUUCCCACUUUUUCGAAUUUGUUACUCGUUAACACUGCAAAGGUCAGCGAAACGUUAGUUAGUUAGUUUUUUUUUUCUUGUUUAACCUGUAAGUGAACGUCUCGAGUCAUUAGGAUUACUAGUUGUUCGUUAACAACACACAAAUACACAUAAAAACACAAAUUCGGAUCGAAAAUGAAAUCCGCAAAUGCGCCACAAAGCGAAUGAAUGAUUAUUUCAUAACAAACAAAACGUCUAGUGCGUAAGUCGUAUUUAACCAUAUUAGCAACGUAAGCGGUAACACGAUAGGUUUAAGGACGAUCAAUCAAAGACAAAUACAAAUCAAAAUCUUGAAAAAUA
Culex quinquefasciatus (southern house mosquito) is the source of this 2918-nucleotide messenger RNA. It is a transcript of the gene Traf4, whose product is annotated as TNF receptor-associated factor 4. Gene Ontology annotation, biological process: protein K63-linked ubiquitination; regulation of apoptotic process; positive regulation of JNK cascade. The record is from RefSeq and is a predicted model, not a curated record. The transcript has 3 exons. Bases 548 to 1975 code for a protein of 475 amino acids. NCBI's taxonomy places the organism in Eukaryota, Metazoa, Arthropoda, Insecta, Diptera, Culicidae. Gene Ontology annotation, molecular function: protein binding; zinc ion binding. Gene Ontology annotation, cellular component: plasma membrane signaling receptor complex.